Molecule: messenger RNA, 1500 nt
Organism: Theobroma cacao (cacao)
Lineage: Eukaryota; Viridiplantae; Streptophyta; Magnoliopsida; Malvales; Malvaceae
Source: RefSeq, a predicted model, not a curated record
UUAUUUAAUUUUCUUAAUUAUCUUCACAACUCUACACGUGGACUCCACAACAAGUCUCGUGUUUUACUUUCCCAUACAAAAUUCUUUCCUUUCCAAAUUGCAAUAUGUAAUCUCAAUUGCCAAUGUCGAAGCGGAGCCACCAUCACUUGACGGAUCGGUGCAUCGCCGGCGAAGACUUGUCCGAGUUCGGCGCUGCCAAGGAAGGAUGGCUAGCCCCUGACGCCAGCACCACUCUUCUAUGUGCUCUCGACGCCCAUUCUCUCGCCAUCGCUAACCGAUCUCUUAUUCUCAUCAUCGGAUGGUCCGACCCGGAUGAGUUUCGUGCCAAGAUCCGACCCGAUCUGUCACCUAUAGAGGCCGAGCACAUCACGGCCGUAGAGUGGCUGGUUUUCUAUGAGAUUAAAGCGAUUGCAGUUGGGACCUUUCGAGGGUUUAUCAUGGUUUACACUUUGCGAGCUGAUUUGAUUCAUAGACAAAUGGUAUAUCCAGGACGCAUCGUAAAGUUAAGAGUCCGUGGAACUAAGAAAGAUCUAACACAAGAUAUAUCUUCAGAGGAGGUCUGUGUUGUCAUACCUGGUGUAAUUGCUCGUUUUGAUGGAUCUGAUAUUCAGUCAAGUCAACGUUACUAUUGUGCAGUCACCAUUGGAGAUGAUGCUGUGAUCUCAGCUUUCAGACUUUCAGAAGAUAGGACCUGUUCCUUGAUAGGAGUUAUUUUGUCAAAAGUUGUGCCUGCAACAUUUUCCACAAUUGCUUCUUUUUCUAAAAUGAUAUGGCGGAGUGAACAAAUGCCAAAGAGGAAGUCAGAAGAGAAGCCUCAAUCAUUUGCUCGAGCUUCUCCUUUGACAUGUUUGAAGGAUCACCCAAGAAAAGGGGAAAAGCUCACCUUAUCACCCAGUGGCACUUUGGCUGCUAUUACAGAUUCACUUGGUCGUAUAUUGCUCUUAGAUACUCAGACACUUGUAGUAGUGCGACUAUGGAAGGGAUAUUGUGAUGCAAGCUGCUUCUUCAUGGAAAUGUUAGUCAAUAAGGAGGCUAUAGGGUCAGGUUGCUCUUACUAUGAACCAGGAAAGAGUGACUACUGCCUCUGUUUAGCCAUUCAUGCACGUCGAAAAGGAAUUGUUGAGGUCUGGCAGAUGUGAACCAGACCACGUCUCCUAAGCAUCCAGUGUGCUAAAGGUUGCAGAUUAUUACAGCCAACUUCCCGAUUUGGAUCAUCAUUGGACUCUCCUUAUGUUCCUCUGGAAGUUGUUUUGUUAAACGGAGACUCUGGUCAACUGUCAGUGUUGAAUCGCUUUCUUAAUUGAAUAUAAUUUUGCAUAGAAAGUUCAUUCUUUGUUCCAUAUUUCAUUUCUUCGCCUCCAUCUCUGUUUGUUUCCUCUGUGACUGCAAAUUAAGGUGCCAUGAAAUGUAAGUUUGUAGAAAGAAUGAUGGUACUAAUCAUGCCUCCUUUAUGUAAGUAAAUUGGAAAAAAAUGGCUUAAUUUGAUAAAGAAACUUGACU